Messenger RNA from Dermacentor silvarum, 1578 nucleotides. RefSeq lists its product as uncharacterized. Bases 1 to 1578 code for a protein of 525 amino acids. The record is from RefSeq and is a predicted model, not a curated record. The transcript is spliced from 2 exons. Lineage: Eukaryota; Metazoa; Arthropoda; Arachnida; Ixodida; Ixodidae. Gene Ontology annotation, molecular function: nucleic acid binding.
AUGAAACUUCUCAAACAUGAGAUCAUUGACGCAGACACGAGAGACGCGAGAGUAAUCCUAGGGCCAGACCUCGAAAAGGCCUUCGAUAACUUAUCGCAUGACUACAUACUCGAUACAAUCUCUAACCUCGACCUCGGCACUAGACUCUACGCUUAUACAAAACCGUUCCUGAGCGACAGAACGGCCACCCUUCGUCUAGGAGAAAUCAAGUCCCAGAAAUUCAAACUAGGCCGCAAGGGCACCCCGCAAGGCUCUGUCAUCUCUCCGACGCUUUUUAAUCUUGCGCUAGCCGGCCUAGGCAAUAGACUGGAUCAAAUCGAGAACGUCAAAUACACCAUAUACGCAGAUGACGUAACGCUGUGGAUCCCCGGAGGUAGCCUGGGAUCAGUUGAGAACGCGCUACAGCAAGCGAUCGACGCCAUUGAGGAAUACCUCGCUCCCACGGGUCUGCGAUGUUCGCCCGCUAAGUCGGAGCUCCUCGUCUAUAACCCAUCGAGAAGCGGUCCCAAGCCAAAGAGCGAAAUCAGAGACACACACGCCAUUACUCUCAGAACAAAAGACGGAGGAACCAUUCCGCACGUCAGCAAAAUCGGAGUUCUCGGCAUGCUCAUUGAGAGCAACGGCUCUAACGCCGCGACUGUGGCGAAGAUCGCCACAAAGUCGGAUAACGCCAUGAAUCUGAUACGACGCGUAGCGAACAGACAACACGGCCUUAAGGAAGAAAAUCUACUCAAGUUCACAAACGCCUUCGCGCUAUGCCACUUCACCUACGAGGCGGCCAUGCACAAAUGGAAGGUAGCGGAGAAGGACAAACUCAAUGCGCAACUGAGGAAGCUAGUCAAACUAGCACUGGGAAUCCCAAAGAGCACCGGGACAGAGCUCCUGCUGCAACUGGGGGUACACAAUACACUUGAAGAAAUCGCCGAGGCUCAAGAACGGGCACAAUUGUCAAGACUCUCUAGAACCAAACAGAGUAGAAAAAUCCUAGCCAAACUAGGUCAUGACACCACAGCAAUCGAGAAUUUAUAUGAAAGUGUUCCGACGGACACACGCAAAUCCUACACGGUUCGCCCACUCCCGCGCAACAUGAACCCCGCGCACCAUCAACCCAGAAGGCUGGCACGCGGAUCGUUCAUUCUGCGCGAAAUACGUGAUAAGAAGAUCCAAGCCUGUUUCGUAGACGCGGCACAGUACCUGUCCAGGCAGGCCUUCGUUGCCAUCACGGUCAGUAAGCAAGGUCAAGUCACAAACGCUCUCACAGUCAAGACCCACAAGUCCGAGAUAGCAGAACAGGUCGCGAUCGCACUCGUACUCACAGACCCGACCACCACCCACGUCUACAGCGAUUCACGCUCGGCCGUCAAAGCCUUCCAGAAAGGCGCCGUUGCAAGACAAGCACUACAUAUAAUCAAUACAUCCGCACCGCUGCAGCAUCACACCAUCUGCUGGUUCCCGGCACACCUCGGAAAGAUCGAGGACGCCCCUCCCAAUCUCAACGAGCCUGAAGCCCGUAAUAGCUUCACUGUGGUCAAUGGCCAAACAGAGCGGUUCGAGAUAAAGUGCGAACAGCAAAGGUGA